AUGCCCGGCGCCGCCGGGCGCGGCCCGGCCCGCCGGCGCAGCCGGGGACUCCCGAGACUCAGUCCCCGGGGAGGCCGGCUCAACCUACUGAAUUUACACUUCGAAUUUCCUUGCAUCGAAAUGCACGGAAUUUGCGCGCAAAGUGAAAUGCGGUGCGAUGCGCUGGAGCUGUUGCUCUCUCCGUUGCCCCUCAGCGCCUUCCUUGAGAGUCUUGGUGAUGUCGCAGAGGAGAGGAGCAGCCAUGGCAGCAAACUGAGCCAUCCCUCCGCUCACAGCCAUGGCCCAUGCGCGCACAAGAGCAAUGAUGCGCUUGACUUCCUGCUCCCAGCCAUGCCCUCAGGUUGCCUCCCGCAGAACCUCAUCUGCAAGAGUCCACCAGUGAGGUGUGUCCCUGUCCAGCAAGGUCAUCAGGGCUGCGAGGAUAGUUUCAUCCACCACAUCCAUACCAAUUCAAGAAUCAUUAUCUCGCAUUGGAAGCUCUGCCCUGCCCAGAAAGCAAUCAAAGGAACUACGUAUGAGGACACUUUCAGGAGCCAGAUGCAGCACCUGCAGUCGAUGAAAGCUGGCGAAAGCAAGAUCUUGUUCUUGGCUUUCCUGCACGUCAGCUUCAUAGAAGGCUUCAUAGACAUGAAGUAUGACUACCGCAACCAUGAUGAGUCUUUGAGCGGAAUCACCGCAUUUUGUGCAAUUUCGAACCCGCGUUUCAGGUUCUUCAACAGGCUUCUCUCCCUGAAGAACGGUUCAUGGCCUGCUUUCACGGGGCCCGUUUUCGACUCGUUUCUCGAGCUCCCUGAGAGAGAGCAGCUCGCUCUGUGCAAGAUGCUGGUUACGGUCAAUGUGGGACCAUACGGAGGCGACUGGCUGCGAGCUUUCAACGAGCAGACGGUCUUUAUCUUCUGUGAAUGA
This is a messenger RNA of Guillardia theta CCMP2712, 906 nucleotides long. RefSeq lists its product as hypothetical. The transcript has 3 exons. The coding region runs from base 1 to 906 and encodes 301 amino acids. The record is from RefSeq and is a predicted model, not a curated record. Lineage: Eukaryota; Cryptophyceae; Pyrenomonadales; Geminigeraceae.